Messenger RNA from Humulus lupulus (European hop), 2627 nucleotides. RefSeq names its product cationic amino acid transporter 4, vacuolar-like. Gene Ontology annotation, biological process: amino acid transport; transmembrane transport. Gene Ontology annotation, cellular component: membrane. The transcript has 15 exons. The coding region runs from base 448 to 2400 and encodes 650 amino acids. Gene Ontology annotation, molecular function: amino acid transmembrane transporter activity. Lineage: Eukaryota; Viridiplantae; Streptophyta; Magnoliopsida; Rosales; Cannabaceae. The record is from RefSeq and is a predicted model, not a curated record.
UCUCCCUCCUCUUCGUUCCCUCUAGGCUUUCCUUCCCUCCUAAAAUCAUAUCUGCGAAGCAUAAGAGAAAAAAUAAAAUAAAAAUAAUAAUAAAAUAAAAACAAAAUAGAAGUGAUGAAGGCUGGAGGCAGGAAUUAUAUUUUAAUUGUUUUCAUUUUGAUUGACUAUCCCAUUCGGAGAUAAAAUCAAAUAGUCCAUCUUUUUAGAUAGUCAUUAUAGUUGUUAUUCUAAAAAAAAAUGACAUAUAAAUAGGACAUUACGGCUUUGCUGGCUUGGCUGGAAGAAGAAGCAAUCUUUAUCCUUCACCUGUUUUAUUUGGUUUCUCUUCUCAUCACAUCACUCGAACUUCGCUCUGCUUCCUCUCUUCGAAGUUCAAAGCACAUCUCCAAUUUCUACUGUAAAACUAAACAUAUAUAUAUAUUUAUAUCUUUUUUAUUUUUCUGAUUAAUGGGUUUGUUGGGCUAUACAAAAACUUGUGAGAAUAGUAGUAGUAGUAGUGGUGGUGGUGGUGAAAGAAGGAGUUGUUCAAGGGGGAUUGGAAGCUUGAUUAGGAAGAAACAAGUUGAUUCUGUUCAUGUCAAGCGAGACACUCAUCUUCAAUUGGCUAAGAAAUUGUCUCUCUUUGAUCUCAUUGCUAUUGGUGUUGGAGCUACCAUAGGAGCCGGAGUUUAUAUUCUGGUUGGAACAGUUGCCAGGGAGCAUGCGGGUCCAGCCCUUACCAUAUCAUUCCUAAUCGCUGGCAUAGCCGCUGCACUCUCAGCAUUUUGUUAUGCAGAGCUUGCUUGCCGUUGCCCAUCUGCUGGGAGUGCCUAUCAUUAUACAUACAUAUGCCUUGGAGAAGGUGUUGCUUGGUUGGUUGGUUGGGCUUUGAUUCUAGAGUAUACUAUUGGUGGUGCUGCUGUUGCUCGUGGCAUAACUCCAAAUCUAGCCUUGUUUUUUGGAGGUGAAAACAACUUGCCUACUUUCUUGGCCCGUCAUACCAUUCCUGUACUGGGUAUCGUGGCUGAUCCCUGUGCAGCACUAUUAGUGCUAAUAGUCACUGUACUCUUGUGCGUUGGGAUCAAGGAGAGUUCAUCUACACAAAUGGUUGUGACUACAAUUAAUGUUGGUGCCCUGCUUUUUAUCAUAACAGCUGGUGGGUAUUUGGGCUUCAAAACUGGAUGGCCUGGAUAUAAAAUACAGAGCGGGUAUGUCCCUUUUGGAAUCAAUGGGAUGUUUGCUGGAUCUGCAAUAGUUUUCUUUUCAUACAUAGGUUUUGAUUCAGUUACCAGUACUGCAGAGGAGGUUAAGCAUCCCCAACAAGACUUGCCCCUCGGUAUAGCUAUAGCAUUAUCUAUAUGUUGCAUUUUGUAUAUGCUUGUGUCUGUGGUUAUUGUUGGCCUAGUACCAUACAAUGCCUUGGAUCCCGACACCCCUAUUUCUUCUGCAUUCUCUAGUUAUGGAGUGCAGUGGGCAGUGUAUAUUAUAACAACUGGAGCAGUUACUGCUCUCUCUGCAAGUUUGUUAGGUUCAAUUCUUCCUCAGCCUCGAAUCUUGUUGGCAAUGGCUAGAGAUGGAUUGUUGCCAUCAUUUUUUUCGGAUAUUAACAAAAACACACAGGUCCCAGUGCAGGGUACUGUUGCAACUGGUAUCUUUGCGGCAGCCUUGGCCUUCUUUAUGGAUGUUUCACAAUUGGCAGGGAUGGUUAGUGUGGGUACCCUGCUUGCAUUUACAACUGUUGCAGUGUCUGUUUUGAUACUCAGAUAUGUUCCACCAGAUGAGAUACCACUUUCAUCAUCACAGCAAGAGUCUAUAGAGUCAGUGUCAUUGCAGUUUGGUGUUAGUACUGUAGAAAGUGAUGGCAGAGUAUUCCAAGGUCCUGACUCGUGUGAGAAUGAUAAUCAAUCUUUGAAUGAAAAAAUGGAGAUCCAUCGUCCUCUAAUUUUGGAAGGUGUAGCACCAGAUAAGAGAAGUGAACUAAGCAGGCGAAAAAUUGCUGCUUGGGCCAUUACCUUUAUCUGUUUAGGAAUUCUUGUCUUUGCAUCUGCAGCUUCAGCUGAAGCCCUUCCCAGCAUUAUUCGUGUGACAUUCUGUGGUGUGGGUGGAGCUCUUCUGCUGUGCAGUUUGACUGUGCUGGCAUGUAUAAAACAAGAUAAUGGGAGGCACAGCUUUGGUCACACAGGAGGUUUUGCUUGCCCAUUCGUUCCAUUCGUACCUGCAACUUGCAUUUUUAUAAACACAUAUUUACUAAUCGAUCUCGGAGCCACAACUUGGAUCCGAGUUUCAGUAUGGCUGAUUAUAGGAGCACUGGUGUAUGCAUUUUAUGGCUGGAAGCAUAGCUCACUAUCGGAUGCAGUUUACAUUCCAACGACUUAUGCUAACGAGAUAUAUCUUCGUUCAUCAGAUGGUGCAGGAAAGUAAGCUUGGAAGGAGGGAUGGAGUCAUGAAAACUUUGGCAUGUGUAUUGGGAGAGGACUGAAUGGAUGGACUGCUAGAAAAGAUCGAGGAUGAAGUUUAUAUUAUGAGUCUUUCUAAUUUAUGUAUUUAUUUUUCCGCAUGAAGUAUUUGAACUAUUAAUUAAAGUUUUUUUAUGUAAUAACAAUGGGAUCCCGUAUUUUGGAUUUUUAUAAUAAAGUUCUAUUAUCCUA